Molecule: messenger RNA, 3287 nt
Organism: Amoebophrya sp. A120
Lineage: Eukaryota; Dinophyceae; Syndiniales; Amoebophryaceae
Source: the annotation of a GenBank genome assembly
AGCGACUCAAAAGAAAAAACAGUUUUUUCCUAGCGACUUUUCCUUUACAAUACAUAGACACCACCAUAAUUCUUUACGCGUGCGCCUUGAUGUCCCGAGGACUCCACCUACGCCAGAACCCAAAUAAAGUAGCUGCGUAAUAGAUAGUCUACGACCAGAAACAUGACGGACGCGAUGGCGUCGAAGGCCAUUCCCAAGGCCGCGGGCUACGGGGGAUCCACCACCUCCAGCUCAAAUCCGUACGCGAACAGGGCGGACUAUGGAAGCGUCAGGUUUGAAAUCGUCAAAGUUGAAAUAAUUUGCAAUGCAUAAAAUGCAUGACCCGAGGUGCGUGUAUUGCAGAGCAGGCAAGUGAGGCCGAUUGUAAGCCUGUUUGGCGUUACAGCUCGAGCUGCUAAAGUAGCAUGAGAAAAUCGCUCUUCUUUGCCUAAGCAGCAUGACAAACUGGAUUUAGGGACCGCCGAAAUCUGUCAUGCGCCACUUGGAAACUGGGCUCCAACUGGCAUCCAUUUUAUGCAUGACAAAUUAUUUCAACUUUGUCGAUUUCAACUCUGACACAUCCAUACCGACAAGGCCUUCGAAGAAAAUUUGCAGAAGGAGGAGAAGCACCGCGCGGCGCAGGGGAGAAAACGGGAGCGGCAGAACGGUGGCUCGAGUGAUCAAGUGAUCGACGUGGAGACGCAAGUGAAAGUUCCCGCCGACAUUGCGGACAAGGUGUUAAAAAAACCAAGAAGGGAGUGCCCGUAUCUCUCGACCGUAAAUCGGAACGUGCUAGACUUCGAUUUCGAGCGCGUUUGCUCAGUGACGAUGAGGGACCAAAACAUCUACGCGUGUCUGGUCUGCGGGAAGUUCUUUCAGGGUAUACAUGUUUGUACAUACAAAUUCGUUUGUAGACCCUGAUCACGUUUUUCAUCGAGUGUAAGCAUUUUGCAUGCCUUUAUUUCCACAUCUUCCCGGAAGAACCCAUUGGAAAAUGUAAUUGCAUAAAUAAAGAAGACAAUCGCAAUUCGUCGACGUUGAUCUUGCCCACUUUUCUUCAGGUCGCGGCAAAGGCACCACGGCAUACCUCCACUCGCUCGAGUGCGAGCAUUACGUUUUUAUCAAUUUGGACAACGCGAAGAUCUACUGUCUCCCCGACGAUUAUGAGGUGAUCGACGCGUCACUGAACGACGUGAAGUUCAAUCUGCGGCCGAAAUACCAGCUCCACGACAUUUUGGAGAUCGACAAGGGCAACCACGCAAAGUCCCUGGAUGGGACGGAUUUUAUCCCGGGAUGUGUGGGGUUGAACAACAUUAAGCAGUCGGAUUACCUGAACUGCUUUCUACAGUUGCUCUGCGUGGUCAUACCGGUGCGGAAUUGGCUCUUGCUGCACGAGUACGAAGACAAAAACACACUGGCGCUGAACGGAAUACACAAGGUAAGUUUUGAUGGAAAAAAGAAUUUCAUUAUGUACCCUUGCGUGUUGGUGUUUUUUUUUCCAAUUCGCCGGCGUAGCUGAUUGCGGUGCAUGAAUAGAGACAACGUGACAAGUUUUGUCGUCCAUGAUUAUAUUUUAUUGAACCUCGUCAGCUGCUCGAGGAAUGAAAAUGAUGAGUAGGAAAUCGACAAAGAACAAAAAUCAACCAAUCCCCCUUGUACAGAAACCGGAGGAUCCGGUGGUCCGCACGCUGUCGGAGUUGAUGAAGAAAAUCUACAAUCCGCAAAACUUCAAGGGCAUUGUGAGUCCCCACGAAGUAUCAAGUGUAAAAAUGUCUCGGUCUGGAAGAAUGCAAGUUUGUCAUGCGUGUGUGGCAUGACUCGGGAAUCUGUGUUGCAUAGGCACGAAAAAGCCCUCUUACCUGUCAUAAUAAAACGCAGCUUGCCAUGCGGAAUACGUAAGACAUGGCAGCCAAAAAAUUUGUGAUGCAUAGCUGCGUAUUGCAGUGCGUCUAUCAUUCAUUUUUAGCAUUACAAGUUUCCAGACCCAGACACUUUUGCAUUUGAUACGAAGUGUUUCAAGCCAUCGGGAAGGUGAGCCACAAGAAGUUCUACGGCGAACAGCACGACCCAGUGGCCCUGUUCAGUUACCUGAUGUCCUACCUGGCGAGAAAGAAGAUGCCCAUUUUGACCAAAACGUUUGAGGGCGAGGUGGGGGUAAAGUCCUCCCCCGUGUCACUGACCAACUGGACGGACUCGAGUCACAAGUCGGUGGUGUUGCAGCUCGACGUGCCCCCCGCGCCGCUGUUCAAGGAGAACGUAAAUUUCAUCCCGCAAGUGCCCCUGUUCACCCUGCUGGAAAAAUACAACGGGGAAACCAUACACGUACCACUUCAUAAGGAAGAUCAUCCAUUCUUGUUGUUUUCGGUGAUAGAUUUAGAUUGUCGUUUUGUUUGGUGAGGAGCUCGUGGUCGUCCCCCUUCCACUUCUACCUAGGGUUCAGCUGAUACAUACCCAACACCUGGUUGUGUACAACAUUCAAAAGCAAAACUACCCUACCCAACAGGAAUCCAUCGCGAAAACGGGAGAGGACCGGCAGCAGAGAAAAUUCACGUUGCGCAGGCUACCGCCCUACGUGUUGUUCCAAAUAAAACGAUUCAAGCACAACGGGUACUUCACCGAAAAAAAUCCGACGAUCAUCAAUUUCCCCCUGCGUGACCUGGACCUCAAAACAUGUAGUUAUUUUGUGUUUUUUUUCGCUUUCGCUUUUGUAAAAGAAAUAAACGCAUGAGACAGUAUCUGGCCUGCUCUCCGCUUUCUGCAUUGUUCACCUGCGGUCAUGUUGCACGAUUUUUUUUAAUGCGAAUAGUUUUAGUUGUAUCUUUCAAGAAAGUCAAAUGUACAACUCACGACACCUCUUGGCAGACCUCCACCCCGGAGCCGCGGCAGCGAACCCGAUCACCAACUAUCACCUGGUGGCGUCCAUCAUUCAUUCCGGAAAGCCAAAAGGCGGCGAGUACAAGAUUCACUGCUUGCACAAGGAGCUCAACACCUGGCACGAGGUUCAGGAUCUGCGGGUCUCAGAGGUGCUGCCACAAGCAGUCGCGUUAGCUAUCCUGGGUGAAGAAAAUCUUCGUGGUCACGAUAAUAUCAUAGUCAUGCUGGGUCAUAAAAGUAGUAGGUUGUUAUGUCGCUUACGCUUGUUUCGCGCUUGCACACAGAGAAAGGGGCUCUCUGUUGACUUGUGCAUGACAUCUACAAAUGUUUUUGGGCCGGCAGGUUAUUUAUGAAGCCUUUGUUACGAUCGCGGUAUGAAAGAGCCUGAGCUCCUUUCACGUAGACGUACUGCUUGGAGCAAGCUGGCAAAAAAU